CUCACCAUCUUCACCAUUCUUGAAUUCUCACCUUUUCUUAAAUCGCAGCGAAUUCGCUUCAAGAAUCUAGUCUUCGAAUUGCAAAAUGGCCGGAGGAAGGAAAGGAGGAGGACCCAGGAAGAAGUCAGUCACCAGAUCUGUUAGAGCUGGGCUUCAAUUUCCCGUUGGAAGAAUCGGUCGAUUUUUGAAGAAAGGUAGAUAUGCUCAGCGUGUUGGUACUGGCGCUCCUGUCUACUUAGCCGCUGUUCUUGAAUACCUUGCUGCUGAGGUUCUUGAGUUGGCUGGGAAUGCAGCACGUGACAACAAGAAGAAUAGGAUCAGUCCAAGACAUUUGUUGCUGGCUAUUAGGAAUGAUGAAGAGCUUGGAAAAUUGCUAGCUGGUGUUACCAUUGCUCAUGGUGGUGUUCUUCCUAACAUCAACCCUGUGCUUUUGCCCAAGAGGAAUGAAAACGCUGCUGCUAGUACUCCCAAGUCUCCAUCAAAGGCCAAGAAAUCUCCAAAGAAGGCUUAAGUAGAUGUUUAUAGAUAUUAGUUUAUGUUUAUUAGGCGCCUCUAAUGUAUGUCAACAAUUUAAUUCAAAUGUUUGUGUAUGUCAUGAGGAGUUUGGUAUAUUAAUGAAAACAAUUUGUUUUCUUCCCA
This is a messenger RNA of Vicia villosa (hairy vetch), 639 nucleotides long. RefSeq names its product histone H2A.1-like. Lineage: Eukaryota; Viridiplantae; Streptophyta; Magnoliopsida; Fabales; Fabaceae. The transcript is spliced from 2 exons. Bases 86 to 511 code for a protein of 141 amino acids. Gene Ontology annotation, molecular function: structural constituent of chromatin; protein heterodimerization activity; DNA binding. The record is from RefSeq and is a predicted model, not a curated record. Gene Ontology annotation, cellular component: nucleosome.